This is a messenger RNA of Ylistrum balloti, 1731 nucleotides long. RefSeq lists its product as uncharacterized. The coding region runs from base 1 to 1731 and encodes 576 amino acids. NCBI's taxonomy places the organism in Eukaryota, Metazoa, Mollusca, Bivalvia, Pectinida, Pectinidae. The record is from RefSeq and is a predicted model, not a curated record. The transcript has 4 exons.
AUGGUGCAGAAAGCAUUAUCCUACAACAAAAAUUCAAAGGAAAGAAAAAAUGAAAUGGAAAGGUUGAGACACAUAGGUAAUUUUUAUCACAACUCAAAAGUAUUGGUAUCUGGCGAGGGAGAACUCUUGGUGGCAAAACGGCCUCCUAGUGGUGCCUCUGUUCGAUAUGAGGACUAUACCCCUUGUGUUUAUUGUAAGGGCUUUUACAUUGCUGUGGACAUAUGGAAACAUUGUAAAGACUGCAAAUUCAAGAAAACAGGAGAUUCUUUUCUGUGUGACCAGGAUGACCAGAAGCCACAGAAAGCAGGACUUAAGGACAGUCGCAUGUUAAUGGCAUCCUUAAAUCAAUCACAUCAAAAUGGAAAAGAUGAAUCCAGCCAUGGGCAACUGUUUGGAACAAUGAAAAUGGAUUCUAUUAAGAUGGUGUGUGUGAAUGACGAAAUAAUAUCAAAAUUUGGCAAGAACAUACUUUCUUGCAAAGGGAAAGAUCAUAUUCCUUUUACUCGUGCCAAAAUGAGGGAAAUGGGAAGAUUAUUGGAAAAAGUGAGACAAACAGAUGAAAAUGACGAAACACAGUCAAUGACAGUGAAGGAUAUGUUGCAUCCAGCAAAGUUUGACAUGGUUGUUAAGGGAAUACAUUCUUUAUGCACAUACACCUUGCAGGAACAAAAUAAUGUCCCACAGUGUGAUAUUCCUUCAUUAGCAUUAAAACUUGGUCACUCUCUAAGGAAAUGUGCUUACAUAAAACAAGGCUUAUGUAUAAGAUCUGAGGAUUUAAAUGGCGAGAAAGCAGCAGCAGCCUUUAUAAAACUAAUGGACAUGGAAUUCACGCAGAAAGUAAGCUCCAUUGCUCUUAGUACAUUAAAGGAAAACAAGAAACCUUCUGUACUACCAGUAACCAGUGAUGUUGUGAAGUUCUCUUCAUGUAUUCAAAGCAAAAUAGUUUCUUUGUCGACUGAAUUACAGAAUGCAGAAAAGGAAUCCUGUCCAGCAACUUUCCAGUCCCUUGCAAAAGCUACACUAUCCCACAUUAUUACUUUCAAUAAGAAAAGAUCAGGAGAAGUUGGGAGAAUGACAGUUGAAAAUUACACCAACAGAUCAGCUGUUGGAAAUGAAGGUAACCAGGAUAUCUUUGAGAUGUUAUCUACAGUAGAACAGAAACUGAGUAAAAGGUUGGAUAUGAUGAGCAUAAGGGGGAAACGUGGCAGACAGGUUCCAGUCAUAUUAACUGGUGACAUGACAAAAGCAUUGGAAUUGUUGGUUGAUCCAGAUAUAAGGGUGAAAGCUGGCAUUGUACCAGAGAACAGAUAUUGUUUCCCUAUGUCUAGAGGCAGCAUUUUCAACAUAAGGGGUUGUGAUGCUCUAGCAGAUACAGUCAAGGAAGCAGGAUUGAAGAAUCCAGGAAGUUUUCGAAGUACAAAUCUCAGAAAAUACAUAGCUACGGUGUCACAGGUUCUCAACAUGAAAGAACAUGAAAUUGAGUGGCUUGCAGCACAUUUGGGCCACGACAUAAAAGUGCAUAGAUCUUAUUAUAGGCUGCAGGAGCAGCACUUAGAACUUGCAAAAAUAUCCAAACUUCUCUUUGCAGUAGAUCAGGGGAAAGCUCAUUUAUUCAGUGGAAAGAAGCUAGAUGAUGUACAAAUUGAUGAGGAGAAAAAGAUGACAAAAGCUCUGAGUGAGAUGAAAGAUACAGAUCCAAUAAACUUUUACCUUGAUUGGAUUUAUGGUUGA